This is a messenger RNA of Momordica charantia (bitter melon), 1935 nucleotides long. NCBI's taxonomy places the organism in Eukaryota, Viridiplantae, Streptophyta, Magnoliopsida, Cucurbitales, Cucurbitaceae. The record is from RefSeq and is a predicted model, not a curated record.
UAUUAUAAUCGAUUUCUGCUUUCGGUUGGGUCAACAAUUCUCAGUUCUUAGUUGCAGAAGAAUCAUAAAUCCCUUCCGAACAAUUUCUCACUUCUCACCAAAAUUUUCCAUCUCAACUUCCCAUUUUCUGCGAUUACACUCCUCGAAUUCCCCAGAUCUCAGCCCUACCACUACCUGCUCACCUUUCUCUCGUCGUUACUCUCACAGUUUCUGACUUUUGGCGAACUCGUUCUGCGCCUUGUUACUUUGGGGCACGAUCCGCUGGAUCAGACAUGCCGGUGGCUGCAUCGGCCAUUUACUUCCUCAAUCUCCGGGGAGAUGUUCUCAUUAAUCGUCUCUACCGUGACGAUGUUGGGGGAAAUAUGGUGGAUGCUUUCCGAACACAUAUAAUGCAAACAAAAGAGCUCGGUACCUGUCCUGUGCGGCAGAUUGGUGGUUGCUCUUUCUUUUACAUGAGAAUUAGCAAUGUAUACAUCGUGAUUGUUGUUAGCAGCAAUGCAAAUGUAGCUUGUGCAUUCAAGUUUGUUGUUGAGGCUGUUGCACUGUUCAAAUCUUAUUUUGGUGGGGCUUUUGAUGAAGAUAAAUAAUGGAUUUUGGUUACCCACAAAACCUCUCGCCUGAAAUUCUUAAACUAUAUAUCACACAGGAAGGAGUUCGCUCGCCUUUUUCAUCCAAGGCUACAGAUAAACCUGUCCCAAAUGCAACUUUGCAAGUUACAGGUGCUGUUGGUUGGCGAAGGGAAGGCCUUGUAUAUAAAAAGAAUGAGGUCUUCUUGGAUAUUGUUGAAAGUGUAAACCUUCUUAUGUCUUCGAAAGGUAGUGUUUUGCGUUGUGAUGUAACUGGGAAGAUUCUUAUGAAGUGCUUUCUUUCUGGAAUGCCUGAUUUAAAGUUGGGUUUAAACGACAAAAUUGGCCUUGAGAAAGAGUCGCAGUUGAAGGCCCGUCCAACUAAAAGUGGUAAAACAAUUGAGCUUGAUGAUGUUACUUUUCAUCAAUGUGUAAAUUUGACGAGGUUUAACUCAGAGAAGACUGUCAGCUUUGUGCCACCCGAUGGGGAAUUUGAAUUGAUGAAAUACCGUAUUACUGAGGGUGUUAAUCUUCCAUUUCGAGUUCUACCGACUAUUAAGGAGCUUGGUAGGACACGUAUGGAAGUUAAUGUUAAGGUGAAAAGUGUCUUCGGUGCAAAAAUGUUUGCUCUUGGUGUGGUCAUUAAAGUUCCUGUUCCGAAACAGACAGCUAAAACUAGUUUCCAAGUGACAUCUGGUCGAGCCAAGUACAAUGCCUCUAUUGAUUGCAUCGUGUGGAAGAUCAGAAAAUUCCCUGGACAAACAGAACCAACUAUGAGUGCAGAAGUCGAGCUGAUUUCUACCAUUGCUGAAAGGAAGCCUUGGACACGGCCACCAAUUCAGAUGGAGUUUCAGGUUCCCAUGUUCACGGCAUCGGGUCUACGUGUCCGUUUCCUUAAGGUGUGGGAGAAGAGUGGUUACAACACAGUUGAAUGGGUUCGUUACAUAACUAAAGCGGGAUCAUACGAGAUCCGGUGUUAGAAUUAUGGACAAGACCUUAGUCACGAAGUGUAAAAAAAGAAGAAAAAAAUCAAUUGAAUUGAUAGAGAAUAUGCAAAGCGUUCUCAGUCGACACUCUGGUUAUUCCGAGCGUAUUUAAGGGAAGCUUCAUGGGAGAGACUGGUAGAUUUCGAUGGAUCAUUCGGGUUGCUUUGCUUUUGUUUUGUUUUGUUUUUCUUCCCCCUCUGAGGUUUAGCUAUUUGAUGUUUAUACUGUUAGCUAUAUGUAAACCAAACUUCUACAUUCUUUCCUCCCUCCUUUUUGCUUAUUAUUUUUUUGGAACAACAUUAUUUCUUGUGGCUGCCUGCUGAUUUCUGUUGUAAUCAAAGGUUUUGUAGUGAAAAUUUUCUCUUCUUUGGAUGAAUUUCUUU